UUGACAUUCACCAGUGAUUGGUCAGUACGUGAUUGACAGUUUCUGGAAGGAUUUUGAGUGCGCAGCCAGGCCUCGUUCUUCCUUUGGUGGCCUUGCCUUCUCAAAAUGGGCGGCCAGGUAUCUCGUACCGACUUUGAAUGGUCUUAUACCGAAGAGCCUCAUGCCAGUAGACGAAAAGAAAUACUCGCAAAAUACCCAGAGAUCAAGAAGCUGAUGGGAUUCGACCCUAACUUCAARUACCAAGUUCUUUUUCUUGUGGUGCUACAGUUCUGUAUAGCAUACAUUGUCAAGGACUUCUCAUGGCCAUUGUUGUUUGUUGUUGCGUAURUCAUUGGUGGUGUGAUAAACCAUGCCCUUCUUYUAGCAAUCCAUGAGAUUUCUCAUAACCUUGCAUUUGGUCAUGCCAAGCCUCUGCACAACAGAUUGUUUGGCUUUUUUGCAAACUUACCUAUUGGCGUCCCUUGUUCUAUCUCCUUUAAGAAAUGGCAUCUUGAACAUCACCGCUAUCAAGGAGACGAGGAACUUGAUGUUGAUUUGCCAACAGAAUUUGAAGCAAGGAUGUUCUUCAACUCUGUCACAAAGCUUCUAUGGGUGAUCUUUCAGCCAUUUUUCUAUUCAUUCCGCCCAAUGUUUGUCAACCCAAAGAAACCAUCAGCUUUAGAAAUCAUAAACUUAACACUACAGUUCUCUGUUGAUGCAUUUCUUCUAUAUUACUUUGGAGGCAAGUUCCURGUUUACCUGGUUGCUUCAUCUCUUCUUGGUAUGGGACUUCACCCUGUAGCUGGGCACUUUAUAGCUGAACAUUAUAUGUUUGUAGAAGGGCAAGAAACCUUCUCCUACUAUGGGCCUCUGAACUGGGUAACCUUUAAUGUUGGCUACCAUAAUGAGCACCAUGAUUUCCCAAGUGUCCCUGGCUCAAGACUUCCCCUYGUUAAGAAGAUCGCUUCAGAGUACUAUGACACCUUGCCACACCAUAAUUCCUGGACCAAGGUUAUUUAUGAGUUCAUUACUGAUCCUCGUAUUGGUCCAUUUGCUAGAGUAAAGCGUAAGCCAAAAAGCCAAGCUAUGGCAGAGAAUGAGAGCAAAGAAAAAGAUCAGUGAUUUCAAAACUCACCUUGAAAAACACYGUUUUGGUUUGUCAGUAAACUUACCACUGGGACUUGUCAGAAGUUAUUGUGAAACAAUUUUAUUUCUCUUGAAAAGAUGAUAUAAAAUGAGAUAUUAUUAAGAAAACAAAAUGACAUUAUUAUUAGCCAUUUAUAUUUCUUGAUAAAUAUUUUAUUUAAUAUAUUCUUGGUGAAAAUGAUACAAAGAAGUGACACUUAUUGAAACUAUUAAUGUAUAUUAGAAUCAUAUUCUAUUAGUGCAAUACCAAAAAUAAAUCGYUGUUUUAGGUAUUUUUUAUUUAGGUUCUUGAAAUAAAUUUGUUUUAAUUACAGUU
Exaiptasia diaphana is the source of this 1441-nucleotide messenger RNA. Its product is annotated as sphingolipid delta(4)-desaturase DES1. Gene Ontology annotation, cellular component: membrane. Gene Ontology annotation, molecular function: sphingolipid delta-4 desaturase activity. The record is from RefSeq and is a predicted model, not a curated record. The transcript has 2 exons. Gene Ontology annotation, biological process: ceramide biosynthetic process. NCBI's taxonomy places the organism in Eukaryota, Metazoa, Cnidaria, Anthozoa, Actiniaria, Aiptasiidae. The coding region runs from base 106 to 1101 and encodes 331 amino acids.